Molecule: messenger RNA, 1563 nt
Organism: Mollisia scopiformis
Lineage: Eukaryota; Fungi; Ascomycota; Leotiomycetes; Helotiales; Mollisiaceae
Product: NAD(P)-binding protein
Exons: 3
Coding region: 79-1398 (439 amino acids)
Biological process (GO): purine nucleobase biosynthetic process
Cellular component (GO): cytosol
Molecular function (GO): methylenetetrahydrofolate dehydrogenase (NAD+) activity; methylenetetrahydrofolate dehydrogenase (NADP+) activity
Source: RefSeq, a predicted model, not a curated record
CUCUAGAAUAUUAUCCUUCACUACAAUCUUCCCAUAAACACAACUGCUUCAAUCGCAUUGCACUAGGCCAUCAUCACAAUGGCGUCUGUGCAGCAGCCAAACGCUCCUACCCCGAAGCCCUCGAAUCCUACCUCCUCGAUUCCGGAUACCUGCAAAGUCGUGUCCGCUGUAACGAUUGCGAAGAGUUUACUCGCGGAGGUCGCAAAGGAUCUGCAGCUGUUGGAGUACAAACCGAAGCUGGUUGGACUUUUGGCGAAUGAGGAUGAGCAUGCAAAGACUUAUGCAGAGUAUUCAGCGAAGACCUGCAAAGAGAACGGCUUCGACUUUGACCUCCGAGUCGUCUCGAAAGCAGAUAUUGAGGAGUCAAUUCUGGCAGCGAAUACCGACAAGAACGUACAUGGCAUCAUUGUCUAUUAUCCAAUUUUCCCCAGCCCUCGACAAGAUCAAUACAUCCAGCAGUUGGUAGCUUUGGAGAAAGACGUGGAAGGGCUAAGCCAUAAGUACAUCUUCAACAUGUACCAGAAUAUUCGAUUCCUCGAUAUACCCAUGUGCGGCCAGAAGUCUAUCCUUCCCUGUACACCACUUGCCGUUGUCAAAGUCCUCGAGUACCUGCAGAUUUACAAUACUAUCAUGGCAUAUGGAAACCGGCUUUUUGGGAAAACAAUCACUGUCAUCAAUCGGUCUGAGGUGGUUGGACGACCCUUGGCAGCUCUUCUUGCAAAUGAUGGCGCAAAAGUAUAUUCCGUCGACUUGGACGGUGUUCAGAUCUUUACUCGAGGUCGAGGCAUCAAGAAUGAUAAACACGAGGUUGCAGAAACAGAUAUGAAAUUGGAGGACUGCUUUCCACUCAGCGAUGUGGUUGUCACCGGAGUGCCUAGCAAGGCAUACAAAGUGGACGUCAAUAUGCUCAGAGAUGGCGCAGUCUGUGUCAAUUUCUCUAGUGACAAGAACUUUGAUGGCCCAGCUGUGAAGCAACAUGCUAGCAUUUAUGUUCCAGCAAUUGGAAAGGUCACCAUUGCUGUGCUUCUGAGAAAUUUAUUAAGAUUAUGCCAUAACCGCGAUAUGGCCGAGUCUUACAAACACAUGGCGAGACAAGCUCGAAGAUCCAUGGAUGUUUGCUCGCUACACGGAGUCAAAAUCGAAGCGGCGGAAGCGGUUGUGAAGAAAGCUAUCGCUGCUGGAUACCUGAACGAGAAAUCAGAUACACUGGCAGUUGAAGGGUCUCCCUUACCAGCUGGAUCGAAGGACAAAACCAAGACGGACGGGUUGAUGACAGAGUUAGAAACUCUCUGGAGCCAAUUGCCAGAACUCAACAUAAAAGAGCAAGCUGAGAAGCAAGAGGAAUUGGAUAGAUUAUUGCUGGCUCUUGACGAAAGCUUUCAGAAGGAAGAGAAAUAAUAACUUGGCAGAGUCUGUGAGCUUUUACCUUUAAAAACUUUGUGAGAAGAGGCACCAUAUGUUGAUAGGACGUCGGUUGUGGCAACGUGGUCUUGUGGCGUCUGUGUAUAGUUCUAGAAAUACCCCAAAACUUAUUGCAGCAGAACAAGAUUUGAUAUUCUGGAC